AUGUCGUUCUCUAGCCUCGUUCAGGAUCUGUCGCUCCGCGACGCCAGCACUUCAAGGAGACCGGCGAUGCCUCGCGGGGAUGCCUCGGUGUCCACUGUUGACGACCGCGCUUCCUGCCUCUCCAGGGCCAAGUCGUAUGCGAGCACCGCUGCUACUAGUGUCAGCAUCUCCGGCGACAUUGGCAGCCAGCUUCAUGCCGGCUACAGCCACCCUCUCGCCAGGUCCUGGCAAGCUGAGCGCCAACUGACCAAGUCGAUGCUCAUUUAUCCCCUCUUUAUCUCGGAUCAAGACGACGAGGAGGUUCUCAUUCCCUCCCUUCCGAACCAAUACCGCCGCGGCAUCAACAGACUCGUCCCCUUCCUCGAGCCGCUUGUCCACAAGGGGCUGCGAUCCGUCAUUCUCUUCGGCGUGCCCAUGAGGCCGGGCACCAAGGACGCUCUGGGAACCGCGGCCGACGACCCAGAAGGCCCCGUCAUCCGCAGCAUCCAGCUUCUGCGGCGGCGCUUCCCACACCUGUACAUCGUCUGUGACGUCUGCCUCUGCGAGUACACGUCGCACGGCCACUGUGGCAUCCUCCGCGACGACGGCAGCCUCAACAACCAGCUCUCGGUCGACCGCAUCUCAGACGUCGCCGUCGCCUACGCCCGCGCCGGCGCCCACUGCGUCGCGCCAUCGGACAUGAACGACGGCCGCAUCCGCGCCAUCAAGCUCAAGCUGAUCGAGGAGGGCAUCGUGCACAGCGUGACGCUCAUGUCGUACGCCGCCAAGUUCUCGGGCUGCCUGUACGGGCCCUUCCGCGACGCCGCCGGCUCGACGCCUUCGUUUGGCGACCGCCGGUGCUACCAGUUGCCCCCCGGCGGCCGCGGUCUGGCCCGCCGCGCCAUUGUUCGCGACAUCAACGAGGGCGCCGAUAUCAUCAUGGUCAAGCCCGCCGGGCAGUACCUUGACAUCAUCGCUGAUGCCAAGGAACUCGGCAGGGACUUGCCCGUCGCUGCGUACCAGGUCAGCGGCGAGUUCGCCAUGAUCCACGCUGCUGCCAAAGCUGGCGUCUUCGACCUCAAGGCGAUGGCGUUUGAGAGCACCGAGGGCAUUCUCAGAGCGGGCGCGACCAUUAUUGUCAGCUAUUUUGUUCCGGAGUUCCUGGAUUGGCUGUCCAACUGA
Parathielavia appendiculata is the source of this 1161-nucleotide messenger RNA. RefSeq names its product tetrapyrrole biosynthesis, porphobilinogen synthase. The record is from RefSeq and is a predicted model, not a curated record. Gene Ontology annotation, molecular function: porphobilinogen synthase activity; zinc ion binding. The transcript has 2 exons. Bases 1 to 1161 code for a protein of 386 amino acids. NCBI's taxonomy places the organism in Eukaryota, Fungi, Ascomycota, Sordariomycetes, Sordariales, Chaetomiaceae. Gene Ontology annotation, cellular component: cytosol. Gene Ontology annotation, biological process: heme biosynthetic process.